AUGCCUCCUAAAGCUCUCCACGACAACGUCUCCCGACGCAAGAAUGCCUCUCCACUCGGCAGAGCCAUCUUCAUCGGCCUCCGCGCCCUAGAUGUCUACUGGCAAUACCGCCUCCUAACUCGAGGAUGGGCGACGCAAGCCGUCCAAAAGCUGGGAGGACAGUCAAUCCCACUGUCCCAGAUUCUUGCCCCUGCGACCCUCACCGGCCUGCAACCCUACUACAAUCUCAUCAGCCUCCUAUCCCUCGGCAGCAGCAUCAAGCAGAUCGCCACCAUGCUCAUUGUCUCGGAGCAAGAGACCCCCGUCUCCUCCGCCAUCAUUAUCGCCGCAUUUAACACCGUUUUCAACUCCCUCAACGCAAUCCUCUCCGUCUGGGCAGUCACCUCGCAGGCCCCUUCCGGAUCCCUAGUCACAACCCCCACAAUUGCCCUCGGAACAGUGUUCUACCUCAUCGGAAUCCUCACCGAAGCAAUCUCUGAAUUCCAGCGUACUGCGUUCAAGCGAGAUCCCGCGAAUAAGGGCAAACCCUACGGCGGAGGGCUGUUCUCACUCGCGACGAAUAUUAACUACGGUGGGUAUACGCUGUGGCGCGCUGCGUAUGCGCUUGUGACUGGGGGGUUCUCGCUGACUGCGGUUACGUUCUUGUUUUUCUUUUAUGACUUUGCGGCUCGUGGUGUUCCUGUGUUGGAUGAGUAUUUGGGGAGCAAGGUAGGUUUCUUUCUCGUGAUAAUGAAUGUUAAAUGUUUCUCAGAACCUAUUCCCUUUUUUUAUCUCAUAUCUCCUCCCCGGGCGCCAUCCUUUACAAACCCUCCAAACAAACCAUAUAAAACACCCUCCCAAUUCUCCAUAUCACCCACCUACAAACAUCCCAAUCCCUUUACAACAAAUUCAAAUCCACCAACCACCAAAAUGAAAGUCGGCAUCGCAGGAAUCACAGGCAAAUUCGCCCGCCGCCUGGUCACCCACCUCCUCGAGACCCCCGACUCCUCUCUCACCAUCAAAGGCUACUGCCGGGACCCCUCCAAGCUCCCUGCCACCCUACAGUCCUCGCCCAAAGUUGAGCUCAUCCAGGGCGAUGCCUUCGACACCGCCGCCGUCGCCACCUUCGUCCAGGACUGCGACGUCGUCGUGUGCUGCUACCUCGGCGACGACAAGCUCAUGAUCGACGGCCAGAAGCUGCUCAUCGACGCGUGCGAGUCCGCCGCCGUCCCGCGCUACGUGGCUAGCGACUGGGCGCUGGACUACACAAAGCUUAAGCUUGGGGAGCUGUUUCCUAAGGAUCCGAUGAUUCAUGUUAAGGCGUAUCUGGAUGCGAAGAAGGUGGAGGGCGUGCAUAUCCUGAUCGGAGGGUUUAUGGAGCCGGUGCUUAGUCCGUUCUUCAGCAUUGUGGACACGCAGGCGAAUGUGUUCCGGUACUGGGGCGAUGAGGAGCAGAUCAUGGAGGGGACGACGUAUGAUGGUGCGGCGAGGUAUACGGCGAAGGUGGUUUUGGAUGAGGAGGCGAAGGGGGUGUUGAAGUUUGUCGGAGGCCGCGCCACGCUCAAGGAGAUCGCCAAGUCCUAUGAGAAGGCCUACGGUGUCCCUGUGACGCUGGAGAAGCGCGGGUCCCUGGAUGAUCUGUACAAGACGAUGCAUGAUUUGCGCGCGAAGAGCCCGCAGAAUAUCUACAGCUACAUGCCUUUGUUCUUCUACUACUACUGGGUCAAUGGACAGACGUUUGUUGGGCCAGAGCUUGACAACGCUCGCUAUCCGGAUGUCAAGGCUGCUACUUGGGAGGAUUUCAUGGCUGCCUGGCCCCGCGAGCAGGUUGGGACGUCUUACUUUGCUUUGAAUGCGUAA
This is a messenger RNA of Aspergillus steynii IBT 23096, 1839 nucleotides long. RefSeq names its product NAD(P)-binding protein. Gene Ontology annotation, molecular function: oxidoreductase activity, acting on the CH-CH group of donors. Gene Ontology annotation, biological process: lipid metabolic process. Lineage: Eukaryota; Fungi; Ascomycota; Eurotiomycetes; Eurotiales; Aspergillaceae. Bases 1 to 1839 code for a protein of 612 amino acids. The record is from RefSeq and is a predicted model, not a curated record. The transcript is spliced from 5 exons.